GAGUCGGCUUCAGUCUGCAGGGAGUCCGACUUUGGGGUUUUAGGGUUUUCAGCGAGACGACGCAAUCUCUCAAUCUCUUUUGAACUCUUCAAAUCUAGCCAUGACUGCUCAGACUCAGGAAGAACUCCUCGCCGCCCAUCUCGAACAGCAAACCAUCGAUCCUGAUCAGCCUACGGUUGAAGAGGAAGAUGACGAUGAUGAAGAUGAAGACGAUGAUGAUGACAAGGAUGACGAUGAAGUCGAGGGACAAGAUGGGGAAGCGAGUGGCAGGUCAAAGCAAAGUAGAAGUGAAAAGAAAAGCCGAAAAGCAAUGCUGAAGCUCGGAAUGAAAUCUAUUCCAGGAGUUAGCCGGGUCACAGUCAAAAAAAGCAAGAAUAUCUUAUUUGUGAUAUCCAAACCGGAUGUUUUCAAGAGCCCAACUUCAGACACCUAUGUUAUCUUUGGUGAGGCAAAGAUUGAGGAUUUGAGCUCGCAACUGCAGACUCAGGCUGCAGAGCAGUUUAAAGCUCCUGAUCUCAGUCAUGUGAUUUCCAAACCAGAGACCUCGGCCAUAGCCCAAGACGAUGAAGAUGUAGAUGAGACCGGAGUAGAGCCCAAGGAUAUUGAGUUGGUGAUGACACAAGCAGGAGUAUCUAGAUCAAAGGCUGUAAAGGCACUGAAGGCUGCUGAUGGAGACAUUGUUUCUGCUAUCAUGGAACUUACCAACUGAAGUGUCUUUAGAAAUGUUUUCUAGUAUGUUAUCCCUUAUUAUGCUUGUCUUUUUUAUGGUUUUUUCAUAUCAUGUGUGCUGGAAUUUGGUCCGGAUUAUUUCCAAUUUUAGUCAAGUUAUUCAGUCUUUUGCUCAACCUUGUUGUAUCAGUGACAAACUGAGAAUUGCUUAAACUAAUCAAGUUUUUUCCAAGUUAA
Molecule: messenger RNA, 906 nt
Organism: Rosa rugosa (rugosa rose)
Lineage: Eukaryota; Viridiplantae; Streptophyta; Magnoliopsida; Rosales; Rosaceae
Product: nascent polypeptide-associated complex subunit alpha-like protein 1
Exons: 4
Coding region: 101-709 (202 amino acids)
Biological process (GO): protein targeting to membrane
Cellular component (GO): nascent polypeptide-associated complex; cytoplasm
Source: RefSeq, a predicted model, not a curated record